CGUUCCGAAUAUGUGCGUCAUGUGGUAGCCGGACACGCCUUCGCAUCUGCACCACGCCUACCGGUCGAGUCGCAUCACCCGCAUAACCCAUCGACAAUGGCAGACCAGGCGGCCGACACUGCUCCUUCAGCAGCCCCAGCUGAAGAGGCACCAAAACCUACUGAAUCUGCUCCCGAUGCCCUUCCACCUGCUCCCGAAUCUACUCAUGAAUCUGCUCCCGCUGAAGCUCCUUUAGCCGAAGCUGCUCCUGCUGCUGCACCUCCUGCACCGGAAUCUCAUGCUGAGGCCGCCGCUGAACCUUCUCCGUCGGAAGCCGCUCCAGCUCCUGCUCCUGCACAAGAUGAAGCUCCUGCUGCUGAACCUGCCGCUGCUGAAGCACCUGCUCCGGCUGAACACGCUUCUGACAGCGAAGAGGAAGACGAUACGGUGGUGCUGUGCAGGCCACUAGGUCGGCCCCGAAUUCAUUUUCGUGUCAGGAGCAAAGAACCCGCCGCUGCUGAGCCUGAGGCUCACAAAGAGGAAGCCGCGCCUACGACGGCUGCUCCCGACGAAGGCCUGCAUGCUCAACAGGAGGCAGCAGAGGCUGCUGCCGAAGCGCCAGCACCAGAAGCCACCCCAGAAGCUGCUGCUAAGGAGGAAUCCGCUCCAGCAGCUGAAGCCCACGCUGAACCUCAAGCCGAAGCCGCUCCAGCGGCCGAACCCCAUACAGACGCCCCAGAAUCCCACGAACAAGCUCCCUCUGCCGAGCCGGAAUGCCACAAAGAGGAAGUGAAACCAACUUGUGCUGCGUCCGAUGAAGCCGCACCUGCCGCCGAGGCACCCGCAGCUGAAGCGCAUGCUGAAGCACCAGCUGCAGAAGCUGCUCCAGAAGCUGCCAAAGAGGAAGCCGCUCCAGCAGCAGAAGCUCCAUCAGAAGCACAUGCCGAAGCCGCCCCUGAAGCCGAAGCUCAUGCAGAAGCCCCCUCAGAAUCACACGCUGAAGCUGCUCCAGAAGCUCAUGCAGAGGCCCCAUCAGAAGCGCACGCCGAAGCUGCCCAUUCUGAGGAAUCUGCCCCAGCGCCAGCACCUGAGGCUCCUCAAGAAGCUCACGCUGAAUCCCAUGCAGAACCCCAAGCCGAAGCCGCACCAGAAUCCCAUGCUGAGGCCGCUCCAGCUGCUGAAUCCGCCCCAGAACCUGCAGCUGAGGCUGCGCAAGAAGCACCUGCUGAAGUGCAAGCCGCACCUCAAACGGAAGCCGCUCCCGAAUCCGCCCCUCAUGAAGAAGCUCACCACGAUGCCCCCGCUGAAGCUCAACCCGAGUCUGCUCCUGCCCCCGCAGCUGAAGCUGAAUCUGCUCCAGCCGCAGAAGCCCACGCCGAAGAACACGCCGAAUCUGCUCCAGCUGCUGAACCUCAAGCCGAAGCCGCACCAGCUCCAGAAGCACCGGCUGAACAUCACGAAGACGCACAUGCUCCCGAACCAGCUGCUGCUGAAGCUCCAGCAGCCGAAUCCGCUCCAGCUCCAGCCGAUGCACCUGCGCCGCCGCCGCCGAACCAGAAAAAGUCGAGGGUGAUUCCGCUCCCGCGGUCGAUGCCGCAGUACAGCAGUCUGCACCAGCUGCUGCCAAUAGGAUCAAAGGAGACGACCAACCAA
Ostertagia ostertagi is the source of this 1632-nucleotide messenger RNA. Lineage: Eukaryota; Metazoa; Nematoda; Chromadorea; Rhabditida; Trichostrongylidae. The record is from the annotation of a GenBank genome assembly.